Molecule: messenger RNA, 3879 nt
Organism: Myodes glareolus (Bank vole)
Lineage: Eukaryota; Metazoa; Chordata; Mammalia; Rodentia; Cricetidae
Gene: Slfn14
Product: schlafen family member 14
Biological process (GO): mRNA catabolic process; rRNA catabolic process
Molecular function (GO): ribosome binding; RNA endonuclease activity
Source: RefSeq, a predicted model, not a curated record
CCUCAGUGGGUCAGUGUUGUGAAGGCUGAGGAGUCUGGCAGAGUUCCUGUUCCUCCCAGGCAGAUAUCACAGGGCAGCAGGGCCCUCAACAGCAGGCAAACAUUCUUCCCAGAGCCAGAUGAGGAGCUGAAGCCGCCAGGGGAAACAAGAGUACCAGGAAUACCUUUCUGUUAUUGCUGGGAGUGUAAAAAAUGCCCUAUGCUGAGAUCACCAUAAAUUUGGGCAAAGUGACUUUGGGAGAAGAGAACAGGAAGAAAAUGACCAAUAAUUGCCUGAAAAGACAAGAGAACUCGAGUGUCAUCCAGGCUGUCUGUGCACUGCUGAAUUCUGGAGGAGGCGUGAUCAAAGCAGAUAUCAAUGACGAAAACUAUAGUUACCGGUGCCAUGGGCUGGGACAGGAUCUGGAAACUUCCUUUCAAAAGCUCCUUCCGACAGGUUCACAGAAACACCUUGACUGUAUGCAACAGAACCACCACUUCCUGAUUUUUGUAAAGUCCUGGAGCCCAGAUGCCUCCAGCCUUCCGCUGAAGAUUUGUAGCUUACGCUCCAACUUAUACCAGAGAGAUGUGACCUCUGCCAUCAACCUGAGUGCCAGCAGUGCCCUGGAGCUUCUCAAAGAGAAAGAGUCUAGAGCCCAAAGAGGUGUCCCCAGUUUGCAGUCUCAGGAAUGCACCCUCAACAGAUCCAUCCAGGAAGAAGAAGAUAUUAAGGUGUGUGCCUCAGAAUUUUUCAAAAAAGAUAAACUCAAUUAUAAGGAGAGGCUUAACUUCACAGAGUCAACACACGUGGAGUUUAAAAGGUUCACCACCAAAAAGAUUGUCCCUCGGAUUAAAGAGACGCUGGCUCAUUACGUCUCCGCAUUUGCCAACACUCAAGGGGGAUAUGUAAUUAUUGGGGUUGAUGAUAAGAGCAAAGAAGUGUUUGGAUGUAAGAAAGAAAAAAUGAACCCGGAAUUACUAAAAAUAGAAAUAAAAAACUGCAUAGAAAAGUUGCCCACAUACCACUUCUGUCGUGAAAAGCCCAAGGUGAAUUUCACAGCCAAAAUUGUGAAGGUUUACCAAAAAGAGGCCCUGUAUGGUUAUGUCUGUGUGGUGCAAGUAGAGCCCUUCUGCUGCGUCGUGUUUGCUGAGGACCCAGACUCCUGGAUCGUGAAGGACAAUGUUGUCAAAAGACUGGCGGCUCAGCAAUGGGUGGGCAUGAUGCUGGGUCUUCAGCCAGAUCCUUCCAGUUUGCCCACCACUGAUCCCAGUGCUCACCCGAUCUCAUCAGGUUUGUCUGCACCAAGAAGGCCAGCGCAUCUCAGCAAAGUCCUGGAAUAUAAGGAGGCUCUGCAGCGCCGUUUGUUUCCAGUGACAGAGGCAAACCUGCAGUUUCAGCCAGAAUCCCUCUGUAAGAAGCUGUUCUCAGAUCAUCAUGGACUGGAGGACUUACUGAAGGCACAGAUACAUCCUUGUUCUCAUGGGAUUGUGAUAGUUUCUAGAAGCUGGGCUGGUGAUAUUGGUUUAACGAAAGAGCAGAAGGUCCUGUGCGAUGCUCUCCUGGUAGCAGUCAACAGCCCGCUGGUACUCUACACAAUCCUAACAGACCCGAGUUGGAACGGAGGAUCUGACUAUGCCCAAAACACUGCUCUUCAGUUAAAGCAGCAGCUACAAACCCUUGGCGGCUACUCAGGGAAAGUGUGCAUCAUUCCAAGGCAGAUAUGCCUGAGCAGCAGAGGGCUCAGACCUGAUCAGUCCCUUGUGUGCUACCCCCGAUCCUACACACUGUCUAGUCAGACAGAAGUGGAAGAUGUGCUGCAAGCCCUUGUGGUGGUCUCAUUGUGCUCCAGGUCCGUGCUGAGUGAUCAGCUGGGCUGUGAAUUUUUCAAACAUCGUAUAGAGGAGCAAUGCCACUCACUUUCUGAGAGCCUCCGGGAAACCCGGGAGCUGUACAUCCAUUGCUUUCCAGGAGCCAGGAAGACACCUCUAGCCAUGAAGAUCACGGAGAAAAUCAAGGAUGUGUUCCACUGCAAGCCAAAGGAGAUUCUCUAUGUUUGUGAGAAUGACUCCCUCAGGGAGUUUGUGAACCAACAAGUCGCUUGCCAAGUUGUGACCCAGGGGACCUUCAUGAGAGAAGAGUUCCCAAAGAUUAAACACAUAGUGGUGGAUGCGCCUGAGGAUUUCUGUAGGAGACACGGGGACUGGUACGUGAAGGCCAAGAGCAUCACCCAUCCAAGAACAAAGCGGGCUGCAAGUGACAGCCGUCACCAUGGGAUCCUCUGGCUUUUUCUGGAUCCUUUCCAAACCCAUCCUGCAGACGUUAGUGGCCUUCCUGCUCCUUCUGCUCAGUUUCCUCGGAAAGCGAUCACUGAGAUCCACUGUGCUGUGGAAAUAGCUAACAUCAUAAACGAGGAAAUGAAGAGGAUCCGAGAAAAUCCUCCCUCCCACAUAUCUCCAGACAUGCUGGCCGUGCUCCAGGAGGCUCCCUACGGGAAAGCGAUGCCUGCCCAGGCUCUGCCUGGUGUGUGUGAGAUCAAGGCUAACCUGACACUAGAAGAGAUGGCUGACUAUGUGGCAGGGAAAUGUCACAGCCUGUUCCACGAUGGCUAUCUGCCCGAAGAUGUUGCAGUUCUGUACCGGAGCAGGGAAGACGGAGGACAGUGUAAGGAUGCGUUGCAGUACAAGGAUGCGCUGCUCAGAGCGAUGGCCCGCAGAGCGGCAGAGGUUGAGCUCUGCAGCGCUGCUGACGUUUGUAGCGAUGGCGUCAUUUUAGACAGCGUUCAGCAGUUUUCAGGCAUGGUAAGGAAGAUUGUGUUUGGGCUUAGUCCCGAAGUCGUGCAGUCAGAGGGGGUCCAUAAACUCUGCUUUGCCUCGAAAGCCGUGACACAUCUCUACUUGCUCUACGGAAGGAGGACAGCGUCCUGGUGACUAUUGUAAUUAACACAGGAAGCCGGACAAGAGCAAUCUCUCCUCCCAGAUGGGAGAUGGGUGGUAGCUACUUCCUUUUUAAUAUUACAAGUGGAGAAAUGAAGGCACAUCGCUAUGGCCUGGAGUCACGGCCUCCCCUCACCCCUGGGGAGGGCUGUAUCGCUCUGCCAGUGGUGGCUGUGCUCUUUGCUCCAUCUACUUCUCUUUCCUGGACAGUGACAAGCUAGUUUGAUUCCCUGCCUCCAGUCUUCCUAACUCAAUCCAGCUCUUAUUCUGUCAUCCAAGGAUCCUAAAAUAGAAAACGAAUUUUAUGAAAUUCUCUGCUCUGGGGAGUUCUUGUAGCCUUCAAAUGGAAUGCGUUUCCAAGGCUUUCUAUGGUGCUGGCUUCCUCUCCUGGCUCCAUCCUGGAUCAUGCCUCCAUCUCCCAGCGUUUCUAAUGCACUCCAGGCUUGUAGCCAUGUUGGGAGUGAUGGUCGGAUAUCCUUUAGACCGGUUACUUGGACUGGGCAUCUUGAGAGCAGCACCUAGGCUAGACUAGCAUCUCAGACUGUCUCUGGGGCUCCAGCUUCACAGGGGCAAACUUGAUUUCCUUUCCUCACAAAGUGCGGAGUAGUGUCUUGGGGUUGACGCUGUUAACCAAGGUCACAGCAGACAAAGACGUGAGUGUAAGUGCCACUCUGUUCGUUUAGAAUGUACGCUGUGGUAAUCAGUGGGCUAGGGGUGUUUGGCUAAUUUACACAUGCAUCAAGAAUAUAGGAAGCUAAGUGAUGUGAGCAGAGCCCUAUAGUAAGAAUCACUCUCUCCUCUUUUUCUCCCUUAAUAUGAUAGAUAAUGCAAUUAGUGUAAUAAAACAACCAAGAUAAAUAGUUGCUUGUGGUGUGAAGCUCCUAAAACAUUGUUAAAAGAGAGCAACAGAAUAUGAUCAUAUCAGCUUGAGGAAUGGAAAAAUGAAAAUAAAAACCUCCUAAACAUC